UGAAGCUCCAAACUCUCAAAGCGAAACCUGACAGCCAGAGAAGACCCAUGGAGGUUGAGAAAGCAGAACACGAAAAGGAGACCGAAACCGAACAUGCCAAUUCAUUCAGUGGAGGCUGCGAUAUCUGCCAGCAGCUCAUUGACCGGUACACAAAGUCUACGGCGCCACAACACCGCCACCUCAUCGCCACGGCCAUGGCCAUGCGCUCCAUCCUCACCACCGAGUCCCUCCCACUCACUCCAGCCGCCUAUUUCGCCGCCACAAUCACGGCAGUCGAAAAUGCAUCGUCUGCUUCUCAGACACUAGACUCCACCGCCGUGGCUGCGCUCCUGUCGUUCCUGGCCAUAGUGCUCCCGUUGGUGCCACCGCAGGGGAUUGCGGCUACUAAGGCGAUCGAGGCUAUGCAGGUUCUGGUGAGCCUGCAGGCAAGGGAGAAGGAGGGAUUGGCUAUGUUCACUGUGAGGGCUGCAGUGAAGUGCUUAGGGACUUUGGUCGGGUUUUGUGAUUUGGAGGAUUGGGGCUCUGUCAAAUUUGGUUUCGAAACAUUGCUCAAGUUCUCCGUUGACAGACGCCCCAAAGUCCGUAGAAGUUCUCACGAUUGUCUUGAGAAGGUUUUUAAGACAAUCCAGUGCUCAACUGUUAUCAAGGAGGCAAGCAAGGUUGUACUUUCUAUGCUGAAAAAUUACAUGCCUUUGGCAAUUGGUUUGAGUAGUUCGACUGUUGGUACCAACGAUGAUAUAUUAUCAAAACCUCAAAAUCUGGAAGUCCUACACAUGCUAAAUGUACUAAAGCUUACUGUGCCUUUUCUCUCUGUGAAAGUAAAAGCAAAAGUUCUUUCACAAGUACACAAGCUUUUCAGUUCCCAAUUCUCAGCACUUACAAGGCACAUUCUCAAAAUUAUUGAAGCGUGUUUUGAAACCUCAAGAGUUCAUGUCAUUGCUCCUGAGACAGAAAAAAUUCUAGUAUCUCUUUCUUCUUAUGUAUCUUUGGGAGAUAAGAUCCCCUUGGACACAGUCAUGGCUGCAGCAAAUUUGUUAAAACGCUCUUUGAACAUACUCCGUGAUGGAGAGUCAAGCUCAUAUGUUAAGAAUCUUCCUCUAGUUUGUAAUUCACUUGCGGGUCUUCUGACUUCUGAGGCUAGCACAGCUGCACAUGCUUCAGUUAUUCUAAAACAGCUGAUUAACGACCAUGUGGAUCAAGCAAGUUUGGUGAUUGAUGAUGGAGGACAGGAGAAAGUGGAAGCAAGUGAAGUAAAAUCUAUCUGUUCUAUCUUUGAGAAUUGCCUUAGCACUUGCGAUGGAAAUCCAAAUGAGCACAUUCUUGCAGUAAUAUCUGCAUUGUUCCUGAAACUAGGAGGGAUCUCAUAUUACUAUAUGAAAAGCAUUCUGGCCAAACUAGCUGAUUUGAUGACCCUUGCUAGUGGCAGCAAAUCUAUCACUCACCAUCUUCGAAAUUGUAUAGGAUCUGCUGUAAUUGCCAUGGGACCUGAGAGGAUACUUACACUUGUGCCUAUAUCCAUUAAUGCUCAUGAUUUCUCAUGUGUAAACAUAUGGUUGGUUCCCAUUUUGAGAAGUUAUGUAGUUGGAGCAUCACUAAAGUACUACUUGGAGCAUAUUGUGCCUCUUGCGAAAAGCUUUCAGCAUGCCAGUUGUAAAGUUGAAAGUUCAACAAUUGGGCAAGAUCUACAGUCUCAUGCCCAUGCCCUGUGGGGACUGCUCCCUGCUUUUUGUCGCCAUCCAACUGAUAUGUACAGAAAUUUUAAACCUUUGGCUGAAGUUUUUAUUAAAUUUCUUAAGGAGGACUCUUUUAUGCACGAUAAUGUUGCUCUUGCAUUACAGGUUCUUGUAAACCAGAAUAAAAGUGCACUGAACCCAAAAAUUGAUGCUGAUGAGUCCUAUGCAGUAAGAGAUUCUCCAAUAGAAUUCGGCAGUAUACCCACUUAUUCAAAGAAAACUGCAACCAAAAAUAUCAAGGCUUUAGUUUCAUAUUCCACUGAGUUGCUUCAGACUCUAACAGACUUAUUUAUUGAUUCAUCUCCUAAAAGGCGCUCAUAUUUGAAGGAUGCCAUUGGAUGCUUGGCUUCUAUUACCGAUUCUUCCAUAACAAAAAAGAUCUUUAUAUCACUGCUUGAGCGUUUUCAAUUCAUUGAUGGUAGGGGUGAAUUUGGAAAAGUGGAGAGUCAAAAUGAAUUAGUUGAUACUGAACAAAGAAUGGAGAAAGAUGCUCAAAGAUAUAUGAUAAUGGAGCUUGCAUCUUCUCUUGUUGAGGGAGCCAAGGAGGAUCUUAUUGAUCUAAUCUAUAGGUUUGUUAAGCACAGCUUUCAGGCCACUGAUGGGAUUGAAAGUCAUGAAGCAUGUUACACAUUGAGCAAAAUGAUUAAGGAACAUGAUUGGUUUUGCUCUUCUCGAUUUGUUGACGUGAUUGAUUUGUUAUUCGGCUUGAAAUCUCCUGUUGACAUAGCAACUCUAAGGAGUCGCUUUGAUUGCUACCACCUUUUAAUGGUUCACGCAUUGAAGAUAAACUCAGAGGAAGAGAAUACAAAGGCUUUUCUCAUUCUCAACGAGAUCAUACUUACACUAAAAGAUGCCAAGGAUGAAGAAACAAGGAAAGCAGCAUAUGAUAUCCUCCUGAAGAUAAGUUCUAGCUUAAGGGACACACCAUGUAUCAGUUCUGAUUCGCCUUACCAAAAACUACUAAGCAUGAUAAUGGGCUAUCUUUCUGGUGCAUCACCUCAUAUAAAGAGUGGAGCAGUAUCUGUGCUAUCUGUGCUUAUAUACAAGGACACAGAUAUUUGUCUUUCAAUGCCUGAUCUUGUGCCUUCUCUUUUAUCGUUACUGCAAGGAAAAUCUGUGGAAGUUAUAAAAGCUGUCUUGGGCUUUGUGAAAGUGUUAGUAUCUUGCUUGCAAGCUAAGGAUUUGCAGAGUCUUCUUUCUGAUGUUGUCAAUGGAGUUCUUCCAUGGUCAUCUGUUUCGAGGAAUCAUUUCAGAUCAAAGGUCACUAUCAUAAUGGAGAUUAUCUUAAGGAAGUGUGGUUUUCCUUCGGUUGAGUUAGUUACUCCAGAAAAAUAUAGAAAGUUUAUCAAGUCAGUUGCGGAGAACCGCCAUAACAAAACAGGAUCUGAGAAUGCUGCUGUUACUGAAACAGAAAGAAGGCAUCAGAAGAGGAAAAGCAAGGAAUCGGGUACCACAACUGAGAAAAUAAGAUUCAUGAAACAUACAAAGAGAAAGGAGAAGAAACUAAAAACCAACAACCUCCCUAGCACAAAUGAGCCUGGUAUGUCUAUUAGAGGAGGUGAUGGACGAAGGCAGGAUUUCAGAAGUAAGCAUGCUAGCAGGAAAAUAUCUGUUAAUGGUCAAACAGAAAGAUACAGAAACGCAAACAGGAGGAAUUUCAAAGAAGGGCCUACCUUUGGUGGAAAGAAAAAGAUGAGAACAGACAAGAAACAUGAAGCAUCAGUUCAUAGACCAGCUCUUGCUUCCAAGCUUCACAAACACAAGAAGAUUGGCAAGAGCUAGUAGAUUAAAAUCGAUUAUGCAGGGUGACUAAUAUGCUAUUCUGGUAAUGUUAUGGCGGUGGGAUUCCAUUUGAGAAGUGAAGUGAUCUCUAAAUUUUUGCCUGCAUUCCUUUCUUUCUGAAUUGGAGAUUAGGACAGGUAUGCGGCUUGUUGGGCCUAUUAGGAUGGCAGGAUAAGAUUUCGUUUUACUUUCCCACUCUUGGAGGCAUUGAAAUGGAGUAAAGGGGGAGUAAAGGGCUAGUCUGGCUUAGUCUGGUUAAGCUUAGCAUAGAAUAGUUGGUGUUGAAAAAUGAGAAGGAUAUACUCCACGACUUUGGUUCAUCGGGGCGUGCUGAUCUUCGUCCUCUGUCUUUUUGGUACUUCUAAAAUGUAAUCUAUAUACAACAUACUUUUCUUUUUGCAGAGUAUAUAGAACAGUAAGGAAAAAGAGUAAGCUCAAUUAGAUCACUGUAAUUUGUUUUAACUGCCUUAUUUGAUCUCUACUUGUCAAAAUUUUUGGUUGGGUCUAAUUUUCUUAAUUCUACUUGCGGUUAUUUGCUUUA
Molecule: messenger RNA, 4056 nt
Organism: Ziziphus jujuba (common jujube)
Lineage: Eukaryota; Viridiplantae; Streptophyta; Magnoliopsida; Rosales; Rhamnaceae
Exons: 19
Coding region: 48-3515 (1155 amino acids)
Source: RefSeq, a predicted model, not a curated record